UCAUGCUGCUGCCAAGGUCCAGAGUCUCUCAUGGGUCCCUGUAACGGCCUCCCCAUUGCUUGCUGUCUCCAUCGCCACACUCUGCCAUGUGCCACUUUCAGGUCUCCUCACACACUGCUGGUGUGUUCCAAUUUUUUUUGACAUAGGGUGCUGGCAGAUUACGGGCCUCCCAUAGCUGCUGCCAGGCCCCCCUAAUCUGCCAUGGGGCCCCUAUAUACCGCCUCCUCAUGCUGCUGCCAGGUCCAGAGUCUGUCAUGGGUCCCUGUACGGCCUCCCAUUGCUGCUGUCUCCAUCGCCCACACACUCUGCCAUGUGCCACUUUCAGGUCUCCUCACACACUGCUGGUGUGUUAGAAUUUUUUGAC
Molecule: messenger RNA, 364 nt
Organism: Staurois parvus
Lineage: Eukaryota; Metazoa; Chordata; Amphibia; Anura; Ranidae
Source: the annotation of a GenBank genome assembly